AUUUUUAUUAUCAUAAAAAGAUCAUUAAACAUUAUAUUCAAUACAGAGAUACAGGUACUAGUUGAUAAGAGAAUAACAUUAGCUCAAUUGAAGGAGGAGCUAGUUCCACUGAUUGGUGUACCACCUACUGGUUUUAGUGUGUAUAAAACCAAUGGUUAUGGAUUGAAGAGACUGGAUGAGAUAUUAAUGAAUUUAUCUGAAUCAAAGUUGAUAGUAAGAUUGGGCAGAGAAUUACAAGAAGGAGAGCACAGAAUUAAAUUAUAUUUAUUACAAGUUAACAGUAUAGAAUUUUGUAAGUAUAUGAUGGAGUCUAUUGUUGCUAAGAGUACACCAAUGAGAAACUUUAAGAAACAAAUUAUUGAAGAAGCAAAAGUACAAGGAAUUGACUGUGUCCUUGAAUUAGACAAAAUGAGAUUACGUUCAAAGAAUGGAGUGUCCCCUGAUAUAGUAUAUUAUUCUGAUGAUUGGACUGUUGCUGGUAGCGAUAGCGAAAUGUAUGUGGAACCAUUGACAGGACCAGAGAAGAAGCUUUUGCAGACACAGGCAUAUGUUAUAAGAUGGCGUCCAUCACAAUGUUCAGUUGAUCCAAUAGAAGAUAUUAUACUGGAUGAUAGAUAUGAUACUAAGUUUAUUAUUGAAAAGCUGUCGGAGUUAAGCGGAGUUCCUGCUGAGUAUAUCUCUUACACAGAGGGUGAAUCAUUUCCAGUUGAGAUAUCAUGUCUUGAUAUUGAGAAUAAAUUGAAAUGGUAUUCCAACACUUCAGACAGAUACUCAUUAGGACUAUAUGGUGAUGGAUAUGUCAUAUAUUACAAAGACAAUAGAGAGACAAUGAAAGAGUUAACAGAUAAAGAGAGAUCAGAAAUACAAGAGGCAGAGGAAGCAAGGUCAGUAAACCUCAUGUUUCAUCAUGUACAUGUACAAUCAGUUAAUGAUUACCUUUACUUUAGUGGGUUAAGUAUUGUAUCCAGUCUUCAAGAGGAGAAUGAUUCAUUGCAGACGAUGUUACACCCACAGCCUGAUGCCUUGAGACCGCUCUAUGUUUAUGAGUCUAAAAUGGUGUAUGGGCAAGGGUAUAUGAGUUGA
Molecule: messenger RNA, 1083 nt
Organism: Amphimedon queenslandica
Lineage: Eukaryota; Metazoa; Porifera; Demospongiae; Haplosclerida; Niphatidae
Product: ubiquitin carboxyl-terminal hydrolase 47-like
Exons: 10
Coding region: 187-1083 (298 amino acids)
Source: RefSeq, a predicted model, not a curated record